GUUAGAGAAAUUGUUAGGCUUCCCAAACGUACCACACUGGGUAAGUUGUGGUACUUUGUAUCAUGAAGUUGAAUGGCAACACGCAAUACAUUGGUCACCUGAGCUGUUUCCUAUGGAUCUAUCUAUAACUUGGUGAAUACUUGAUGGCAAAACUCAAUUGUAUUAGAUCUACAGCUGUCUGCCAACUGAUUUGCAUUGUGGUAGCUGGAAUAUGUUUGUCGCUCUUAUACAGCUCAAUGGUCGGAAACAUCUCAAUAUUGAACACUCGAGAUCGAGAGGUACGUUGGAUCUACCCAGCAUUGGUCCUCGAUGUCCACUACAAACACGACCACUCUUAUCCCUUUCUUGUUACUGACAGAGAAUCACCUGUUGAUGUGGUCAUUCGAGCUGUCUAUUUUGAUAACCGAACUCGUGAGGGACAUAGUAAUUCAACUGUCUUUUUAUUGGAUGUUCAUUCCGAUAUAUUGACAUAUAGUCUCAUCAACGGCUGUGGAGUAGCUGGUUUCAGAGCAGACACAUAUAAGAUUCGUGAUUGCCUUGUGAAUGCAUGGCUUCGAAAAACUGGUAUUUUCAAAGACAAAAAGUUGACUCAUUGGUGCAUCAUGCUAGACUGCUUUGACCUGCCAGUAACUCCAGGCAGCAAAGCCUAUGUUUUUUAUAAGCAUCAGUCUGUACAGCACGUUCAAAGAGGACAGUGGUUCUCCACAACCCAUCAAAUUCACCGGAUAAUCUCAGUCGAGUCCCUCAGCUAUGUUGUGUUUCCAUCUCUCAUGAAGCCUGUCAAAAGAAGCACUGACUAUCCGUUCAGCGUAACUGUUUGCAGAGGACCUGUGUUUGGUGUGCCACCACUAUUUAAAGAAUGGCUUCAUUACCAGAGAACAAUUGGAGUCGAUCACAUCUACCUAAUAGUCGAGGAAUCAUUUAUACACAAUAAUGGACUGGAAUUACCCGAAGUUGCUAAAGCGCUGCAUGAAGGAUAUUUAACAUAUUCUGUGUGGGGAAGUCCAUUGGACGAUGUUCGCAGUUACUAUCACUCUCAGCUGCUAGCCACCGAAGAUUGCUUGUAUCGAUUACUUGGUCAGUCUGACUAUGUUUUUAUUUCGGACACUGAUGACUUUUUCACUCCUGUUAUGUCUAAAACAUCGUUGCACUAUUAUGUUGACAGAUGGUGUCAUCAGAAUAAAACUUGUGGAGCACUGAAUAUGAGAUGGGUUCAACGUCACUUGGAGUGUGGACUGAAAGGAGAAAUACCACCUAAUGGAAAUAUAACAAGCGUCCUUGCUUCAGAAGUCAAACAUACCCAUGAUAUUCAUGGAGUACUGAACUACAAAACAAUACAUCGAACGUCAUCAGCCGCUGAUAUUCUAGUGCAUAAGCACGGGAUAAUUUUACCUGGAUUUGACCAUGUACUGUUACCUAUAAAUAAUGCUUAUGUGUCUCAUGUUCGUAAGCAUACAGUUGAAGAAGGAACAAGAUGUGCACUUAGCAAAAGCGAACGUAAUAAAUCUGUUAGUUGUGUUUGUUAGUUUUAUCAGUACAUGCACAUCAUGAUCAUUAUAAUUAUAACAAUGAUGUAGCGUAUAUAAUUAUGAUUAUGAUGGGCAGAGUGGAAGUGUAUACUGCUUUUUUUUUGACA
Halichondria panicea is the source of this 1636-nucleotide messenger RNA. RefSeq lists its product as uncharacterized. Gene Ontology annotation, cellular component: cytoplasm. Bases 144 to 1526 code for a protein of 460 amino acids. The transcript has 2 exons. The record is from RefSeq and is a predicted model, not a curated record. Gene Ontology annotation, molecular function: glycosyltransferase activity. NCBI's taxonomy places the organism in Eukaryota, Metazoa, Porifera, Demospongiae, Suberitida, Halichondriidae.